AAACAGCCAUUGAACGCUGACUUUGACUGCGCGCUAAAUUCAAAGUCCAGGCUCUGCGUAAAACUGAGGGGAAAAAAAGACGCAGUUUCCCCCAUAUUUUAAGAAAGCUAGGUAGGUGUUACUUACUUUGAAAAACUUUAAAAGACUGACAAAGACAUCUUUUUUUUUUUUUUUUUAAAGUUUAAAAACCCGGUGACUUUUUGACGCUCUGCUGUGCGUCAGCGACCCAAAUAACUUUGGGACUUUCCACAGCCGAUGUUUACGCACAGCUGUCUUUGGUUUACAUACAAGCCCUAUCGAUGGCUGAGAGCACAGGCAGAGAGCACCGUUGUCUGUCGCCGUGGAAGUGACUGUAUGUAUCCAGAUGGACUGAAGAGAUGAGUGCUUGGUGAGAUGGAGUGACUUUUCCAAUGGGUGGAACAGAGCGUCUGUGGUUAUUUGCUAGUUUAUGUCAGUUGGUGUUGCUGACCUGUGAACAGCAUUCAAACCCUGUUGAGGUUGAAGUUAGGUUUCAGUCCUUCCCUUCCAGUCAAGAUCCAGACAGCUAUACACUCACCUGCAGGACUGCAAGUAACCAUCUGGUGUAUGCAGAGGCCGUCGACCACUCAGCAUGCUCUCCUCAGUGCAAGAUGUCACUGCGAUUGGUUGAAGACCAGAGGGGAUAUAAAAUCACACUGAGAGCCAGCAGGAAUGAUACCGCUCUUGAGGCAAAGACCUUUAACUUGAUUCCAGUCUCCCUUUCAUCCCUCCAUGUUUACAGCACAACGACUUCUGCUCUCCUGACAUGGAAACUUCACAGACAGCAAAGCUUGUCCAGCCUGAGUCUAUACAACACUCAUUCACAAUCCAUCACACACAUCUCCAGCAUGAAGCCCUCAGAGGCAGUAAAGUCCCAGUACACAGUGACAGGUCUCCAGCCCGGCACACGCUUCAAGGUCAAAGUUGUGGUGACUACACUGCUCAAGCAGCUUAAUGUGACCUUGAAGCAGAGACUCAGCCUCAGCAUGGAAACAGCUCAGUGCCCUCCUGAUUGGCUGGCCAAUGGGAGAAGCUGCUACACCCUGAGAAGAGGAGGUCUGACCUGGAGUGAAGCCCUCCGCAGCUGCAAACGCCUGGCAGCCGGAAGUCACUUGGCUGACCUGAAGACCCCAGAAGAUGUUCUCUAUGUAUCUUCUCACCUGCUGAGCCACAACAACCUGCUGCUGCUGUGGACUGGACUCAAUGACCAGCAGGUAAGGAGAGGUACUGAGGAGAAUAGGCAAUGA
This is a messenger RNA of Lates calcarifer (barramundi perch), 1265 nucleotides long. Its product is annotated as oxidized low-density lipoprotein receptor 1. The record is from RefSeq and is a predicted model, not a curated record. Gene Ontology annotation, molecular function: protein binding. NCBI's taxonomy places the organism in Eukaryota, Metazoa, Chordata, Actinopteri, Centropomidae. The transcript has 5 exons. Bases 411 to 1265 code for a protein of 284 amino acids.